Messenger RNA from Trichoderma harzianum CBS 226.95, 1086 nucleotides. RefSeq lists its product as hypothetical. The transcript has 4 exons. Gene Ontology annotation, molecular function: zinc ion binding; oxidoreductase activity. The record is from RefSeq and is a predicted model, not a curated record. NCBI's taxonomy places the organism in Eukaryota, Fungi, Ascomycota, Sordariomycetes, Hypocreales, Hypocreaceae. The coding region runs from base 1 to 1086 and encodes 361 amino acids.
AUGGUCAACAUUCCCAAGACCCAGACAGCGGCUACUGUCCCAAAACUCGGCGGCGGAGUUGUUUUUGUACAUGACUAUCCGGUGCCGCAGCCGGGUCACAAUGAAGUCUUAGCAAAAGUUCUCUAUUCGGGCGUCUGCCAGAGCGAUCUCCACACUCAAGCUGGCAUCGCAGCGUCAGCUCAGGGAACACCAAUUACGAAUGUCAAGCUACCUCAUAUUGGAGGGCAUGAGGGUAUCGGGCGCAUCAUUGCCUUGGGUCCUGGAGUAGAUGAGGACAUCAAGGUUGGCACAUAUGUCGGUAUCAGAUUCGCAAGUCGAAUUUGCCGGCGGUGCAAUUUUUGUUUGGCUGGAAAGGAGCAGCAUUGCAUUAAGAGCACGAACCACUUGCAUCAUGAAGAUGGAAGCUUUCAAGAGUACAUCGCUCUUGAUGCUGACUAUCUUACCCUGCUGCCUAAUGAUAUCGAUCCUGUUACCACCGGCCCUGUUCUUUGUGCUGGACUGACCACUUACAAGGCAGUCAAAAAUUGCAACGUCAGCGCAGGAAAUUCCGUUGUAGUUGUUGGUGCUGGUGGUGGACUGGGUCAUCUCGCAGUUCAAUAUGCAUUGGCACAGGGCGCCAUUGUAUACGCCGUUGACGGCGGUGCCGAGAAAGGAGAGUUCCUGAAGUCACUUGGUGUAACCGGCUACGUCGACUUUACGACUACUCCCAAUCUCAUUGAGAAGAUUCACGAGAUCACCAACGGGGGAGCGGAUGCCGUCAUAGUAACGGCGGCGAACCCAAAGGCGUUUGCUCAGGCCGCUGAAAUGCUCGCCGUUGGCGGAACGCUCAGCUGUGUUGGAAUUCCUGCAGAGAGAGGAUAUCUCGAAACGCCUAUCAGCACUAUCGUAAUCAAGGGUCUUCAUAUAACUGGUAACUUGGUUGGAUCGCUCAAAGAAUGCUUGGAGGCGGUGGAUCUCGUACGAAGAGGUAUUGUGAAGCCCAAGGUUACGGUUCGUCCGUUUGAAGACUUGCCCAAGAUUUAUGAAGAGCUGGAGAGGGGUGAUGUUUUGGGCCGUAUUGUGCUGAAAAUUGCAAAGGACGAGUGA